Molecule: messenger RNA, 6688 nt
Organism: Sarcophilus harrisii (Tasmanian devil)
Lineage: Eukaryota; Metazoa; Chordata; Mammalia; Dasyuromorphia; Dasyuridae
Product: zinc finger protein 420-like
Exons: 2
Coding region: 3346-5553 (735 amino acids)
Biological process (GO): regulation of transcription by RNA polymerase II
Molecular function (GO): RNA polymerase II cis-regulatory region sequence-specific DNA binding; DNA-binding transcription factor activity
Source: RefSeq, a predicted model, not a curated record
GUCAAGAGAAACAUAAAAAGGUAAAUAAAAGCAAGCAAUCAGAAUGCAUUUUACAAAAAUAAAGUUUUUACAUUAUAAUGGAGGAAGAUGAAAUAAAUAACAUCAGAGGUAAUAGAAGAAACCAAAGAAGACAGGGGUCUGGGAGUCACAUUUUAUUUUGGUGAUCUUUAAGAAGAAAGGAAAAAGAGGAAAGGAUUAUGUUAGUGAGAAGGAAAAGGAGGAGGAAGGAUAGGGAGAAGAGGAAAUGUUUGAACCUCAUUUUAAUCUGUAAUGGUCAAAGUAGGAAAGAAUACACACACAAAGUUGGUUGCAGAAAUGUAUUUCACUCAACAGGGAAACAAGGAAGGGAGAGGAGAAGGAAGAAGGCAGGGAAUAAAAAGGGAGUUCGAUUUUGUUAUAGAUUAUUCAUAAUCAAAAUAUCCUAACCUCAGAGAGUGAAUUACAAGAAGGGUUAUGAGGAAAAAAGAAAAGGUAAGAAUAUAUAAUUGGACUCUGGGAGAACGAAAGAGAAGAGAAUUGGACUGCACAGAGUAUUACUGGCUGUGAGUAUAUUUCUUUGUAAAGAGGAAAUAGAAAAAAAAAGUGACAAAGAAGAUUAAUUUCAGUGCUUCAUAUGUAAAUUUCUAGUGGUAUUAUAUCAAUAUUUACAAGGAGAAAUGGAAUACAAAACUGUGAUAGUUGGAUGUCUCAGUGUUUCCCUUUCAGAACUAGACAAAUCUUAAACCCCCCAAAUAAACAGAAAGAACUUGAGCUGAAUAGAAUUUUAGAAAAGUGUAUGCUGGACCUCUGAUUGAGGUUGAAUUGAAUAGAAAGGAAUAUAAAUGUUUCUUAUACCACCUUUAUAAAGAUUGACUAUAUGUCAGCACAAACAUCUCAGAAACUGAUCCAGCAAAGCAAAAAUAUUAGACAUAUAUUUUAUUGAUUGAAGUGUAAUAAAAGUUUUAUUCGAUACAUUGCUACUACAGAAAAGAUUAAAAAUCAAUAAAGACUAAGUAGCUUAAUACCAAAAAAUUAGUGGUUCAAAGAACAAAUCAUAAAAACAACAGAUACUUUCAUUAAAGACAGUGACAAUAAGAAUAUACUAAAGUUUAAUUUUUAAGAAUUUUCAUCAACAGAAAAAAUAGAACAACAAAAUGGGCAUGUAACUAAAAAAGCUAAAAAAGCAAUAAAUUAAGAUUAAACAAUGAAUUAGAGAUGUUAAAAAGCACAAAGAUUAAUAAAAUUGAAAACAAACAACUCACUGAAUUAAUAAUAGAAACUUAAAAGUUUUUUUCUUAACAAGAAUGCAGUUUGCUGAUACAUUCAAGGAAAAAAAGAAUUCACAACAAAUGAAACAAAGGAAAUUAUUAGAAAGCAUUUUGCCCAAAUAUAUACCAAGUAAAAAUGACAAAUGAAUGAAAUAGAUGGAUAUUUACAAAUAUAUUCAAGAGAUCCAGAUCAAGAGAACAGGACAUAGAGAAUUUAAAAUUUAAAUUAAAAAAAUUAAAUCUGAGAAAAAGAAAUUGUAUAAAGGAGCUCCCAAAAGGGAGGAUGAUGGGAAAUCAUUUAGGACAAGAUAUAGUUACAAAAUAAUUACAUCAAAUAUUAAAAGUACAAUGGAUUCCAAUAUUACUUUAACUGAAAAAAUAGUAAAAGAAGAGAGAUUACCUAGUGGCUUUUGUGAUAUAAAUAUGGUCUGGAAAUUACUGAGACAAGAGGGAGUAAAAAAAAUAAAAUGGGGAAAGAAAAAUAGAGGUCAAUAUCCAUUGACAGAUUUUAAAGAAAAUGUUAGCAAGAAGACUACAACAAUAUAUCAUGAAGAUCAUACUCUUUGACCAGGUCGACCUUAUAUCAGAAAUUCAGGAUUAGUUUAAUAUUAGGAAAACUGUCAAAAUAGCAGACAAUAUUAAUGAUAAAACAACAAAAAUGCCAAUAAAUGUAGAGGCAAUAAGGGAGCAUCUGGGAUCUCAUUGAGCAGAAGGAUCAGAAAUACUCUUUAGAAAAAUUGUUUAGGCAACUGAAUAGAGAGGAUGGAUUGAUGUAGAGGAGAAGUGACAGAGUAAUUACUCAAAGGACUUUUAUAAUAAUCUAGAUAAGAGCCUGAAAUAGGGCUUUGACUACAUAAGGAAGAGAAGGGGACAUGUAAGAAAAGUAUGAUAAAGGUAAAGAUGCCAUGAUUUGGCAAGAGGGCAGGGUUUGGGGGAAAAGAUAAUGAAUUGGGUGAGUUGAGGAACACAGGAGAUACAAGUCCCCUCUCGAGUCCUCAAUCUUUUGUCCUGAAAGUGGCGAGGAGGACUGCCUCAGAAUAGGUAAGAUGAAGAAGCUUGAGAGCUUUUUCUGAGACUGGGGUGCCAUGCUUGUCAUGUAGAAGAUCACGAGGAGCUAAAUAUCGAGAUCGCCCACAAAAAACAUCAAGUUGUUAGUAAUGCUUCUGGAUCUGGGCCCUACUGAAGCUAGAAGAAGGCAUUAAUUCCUGAUUGCUGGGGAGGGUUGAAAGGACCUUAUAGGAGACCCAUAGGCUUGUGUCCUCCUUCCAGAAAGUUUCCCUAAUCCAGGCUCUUUUUCACAUAUCUUCCCUUUUUUUCAUGCUUUUUCCUGAGAUUAUUUUAAGUCUCAUAACCAAAUAGGGAUGUCAUCCUAAUCUAUUUUGCUGAAAACCUCACAUUCCAUUCUUCUGGUUUAAAGGUGUCAAACUGUGGACCGCAAAUUAGCUGCAGUUUGAAUGAAUCUUCUGCCCAACUUAGAUUAAAAUGUAAUUGGGAAACAUUCGACAAAAUUCAUUAAAUUACAACAGAUGUUAUUUUUAUGUUUUCUAUUUCACUUUGAGUUUGACACCGUUUAUGUUCAUAUAUGUGUAACUUUUUUCUUUUUGUCUUCUAUAUUAACACAUAUGUUUUCAUCUAUCCCUUUUCCACCUCUUUAUUACAUCAGUGGUUCUCAAACUUUUAUUCUCAGUCUCUUUAUACUAUUAAAACUUACUGAGAAUCUGUCCAAAGAGUUUUCGUUUGUGUGGGUUAUAUUUAUAGAUAUAUACCAUAUUUAAAAUAAAAACUAAUUCUGAAUUUGCAGACCCUCUGAAAGGGUUUCCUCCUCCUACCCCAGAAUUCUUUGGACCACACUUUGAGAACUACUGCUUCAGAUGGUUCCUCUUCUGCUUCCCUUGUCUCUGCGACUAUUAUUGCACACCACAUGUUCCCUGUUCUCUUUCCACAGUGUGAGGAUAUAUUUAAGGAUGCUCAACAUUAUGUUCGAUCUGUCUUUGAGCACCACUUUAAUUGUAUUGUCCCAUCUUAAUUUUUUCUUUUUCCGAACUCAGAGAAUGAGGGAAUUCACCAUUUUUCUUAAUCUCUUUCAGACUUGGAAGCUAUGACUGAGACUACAGAUGCAACCCCAAAAGAGAACUUUCCAAGAGAACAGUCAUUCCAAGGGUUAAAAGUAGAAAAACUCAGAGGGGGCAAACAGUGCCACCCCACUUUGGGGAAUUGUAGGGAAAGUGAGAGUCAUAAAAAGAGUCAGCGGGCAAAACAGGAGAGUGAUGGGAGAAAAAUUGUUAAACGUCAGAAGAUUCAUUCUGGAGACAAAAAUUAUAAAUGUCAUGAAUGUGGGCAAGGAUUUACUCAUAAUUCCAGCCUCAUUGUACAUCAAAGAAUUCAUACUGGAGAGAAGCCUUAUAAGUGCAGUGAAUGUGGAAAAGCAUUUACUCGCAACUCAAUCCUUACAGUACAUCAAAGGAUUCAUACUGGAGAGAAGCCUUAUAAAUGUAAUGAAUGUGGGAAAGCUUUCAUUCAGAGCUCAAACCUUAUUGUACAUCGGAGGAUUCAUACUGGAGAGAAGCCUUAUAAAUGUAAUGAUUGUGGGAAGUCCUUCAUUCAGAGCUCAGACCUUAUUGUACACCAGAAUGUUAAUACUGAGGAAAAGCCUUAUAAGUGCAAUGAAUGUGGAAAAUCCUUCAUUCUGAGUUCAACCCUUAUUGUUCAUCAGAGGAUUCAUACUGGAGAAAAACCUUUUACAUGUAAUGAAUGCGGGAAAACAUUCAUUCAGCGAUCAGACCUUGUUAAGCACCAGAGGAUUCAUACUGGAGAAAAGCCUUAUAAAUGCAACGAAUGUGGGAAAGCCUUUAUCGAAAGUUCUACCCUUAUUGUACAUCAGAGAAUUCACACCGGAGAGAAGCCUUAUACAUGUAAUGAAUGUGGGAAAACAUUUACUCGAAACUCCUACCUGCAUCAGCAUCAGAGAAUACAUACUGGAGAGAAGCCUUUUAAAUGUAGUGAUUGUGGGAAAUCCUUCACUCGAAAUUCAAGCCUUAUUCUACACCAGAAAGUUCAUAUUGGAGAACAUUCAGAUGUGGAGACUAGCAAUGCAACCACAGAGGUGACUCCAAAUGAGAAUAUUCCAGAAGAACAGUCAUCCCAGGUUAUGAAAAUAAAAAGUCUCAGAGAGGGCAGUCUUUGCUACUCCAUAUUUUCAGAUUUGGGGAAACACGACAGCCAGAAAAGGAGGCAACAGGGAAAUGAUUUGAGAGAAAUGACUAAACAGCAUAAGAUUCAUCCUAGAGAGAAAUGUUAUAAAUGUAAGGAAUGUGGAAAAGCUUUCAGACAAUGCUCACACCUUACUGAACAUGAGAAGAUUCAUUCUGGAGAGAAGCCUUACAAAUGUCACGAAUGUGGGAAAGCCUUCACUCACAACUCAAGCAUUAUCCGACAUCAGAGGAUCCAUACGGGAGAGAAACCUUAUGAAUGUAAUGUCUGUGGGAAAGCCUUCAUUCAGAAAUCUGAUCUUAAUGUCCAUCAGAUGAUUCACACUGAAGAAAAGCCUUUCAAAUGUAAUGAAUGUGGGAAAGCAUUCAGUAAAUCCUCAUACUUUAUUCAACAUCAGCUAAUCCAUACUGGGGAGAAACUUUAUAAAUGUCAUGAAUGUGGGAAAGAAUUCACUCAGAAUUCUGGCCUCAUUCAACAUCAGAAGAGUCAUACCAGAGAGAAGCCUUACAAGUGUAAUGAAUGUGGGAAAGCCUUCUCCAAUACCUCACGCGUUAUUCAGCAUCAAAGAAUUCACACCAGAGAGAAGCCUUAUAAAUGCAAAGCCUGUGGGAAGGCCUUUACUCAGAAUUCGACCCUCACUCAACACCAGAAGAUUCACAAUGGAGAGAAACCUUAUCUAUGUAGUCAUUGUGGCAAAGCUUUCACUCAUAUAUCUGGCCUCCUUCAACAUCAGAGGAUGCACACUGGGGAGAAAUGUUACAAGUGUAAUGAAUGUGGGAAGGCGUUCUUCAAGACCUCCCAUGUGACUCAGCAUCAGAGGAUUCACACUGGAGAGAAGCCUUAUCAGUGCCAGGAGUGUGGGAAAGCCUUCAUUCAAAACGGGAGCCUCAUCCGGCAUCAGAGGAUUCACACCGGAGAAAAGCCUUAUAAGUGUCAUGAAUGUGGGAAAGUUUUCUCUAAUUCUUCCCAUGUGAUUCAACACCGGAGGAUUCAUACUGGAGAGAAGCCUUAUAAAUGUAAGGAGUGUGGGAACGCAUUCACUCAGAAAGGUAGUCUCGUUCGACACCAGAAGGUUCAUGCUGGAGAGAAGCCUUAGGACAAAGGUGACUCGUUGACAGGUUAAUGUAGGAUGGGAACAUUUGUACCGGCCAGUAGCCUUCCAGAUGCCAAUAACGUGGGGAAACAUUGCCUCCAAGAUCAAGCCUUAGUCUACUCGAGAGUAUUCAUACUGGAGAGAAGUCGUGGCAAAAGCUACAUUGCAGCUCAUUAUUUAUUGAACAUUAGAUGAUUUGUGAUGGAGAGAAGUCAUAUAAUGUGGGAAAAGCUUCAAUUGUUGCACAUAAUUUAUUGAAAUCCGGCGAUUCCUGCUAUAGAAAAGUCUUACAAAUGUAAUGAAUCUUCAAUUGCAACACGUGACUUUUUGAAUUUCUGAUGAUUCAUAUCAAGAAAGAAGUUUUUAUCAAUAAAAGGAACGUUGGAAAGUCAUCAGUCAUUGUCCAGUCCUUGUUAAGCACUGGGAAAUUCUUACUGCAAAGAAGCCUGUUAGAUGUAUCAAAAGCCUUCUAUUACAAGUUGAUUCUACUUAGCUAUUAGGGGAUUCCUGUUGUAGAGUAGCCUCAAAGUUAAAUAAAUGUAGGAAGGCAUGUAGUAAAUCCUCACACUUUAUUCAAUACCAACUAGCUGAUUAAUCCUGAAAAGAAUUCUUAAAUAUGUGGAACAGCCUUCUGUGGUAGCGUGUAGCUAAUAGAACAUCCCCAGAUUCAAUAUUGUGGAGAAUUACAGAUGUAACAAUCAGAAAGUUUUCUCAGACUAUACAAAUCUUACUUACAAUCAGAGGAAUAGGGCAAAAAGCCCCACUAUGUCUAAUUUAGGUCACGGGAGCAAAGAAUUAGAGCUAGAAGGGACCUUGGAGGCCACCAAGCCCACUCCCUUCAUUUCAACAAGGAGAAAAUUGUAGUUGUUAGAGGUUGUGUCUUUUGCAGUGUUACUCGGCUUGUAAAUGUAUGAGGUGUGAUUUGAAUGCAGGUCUCAUUUUGAGUCCAGCACUCUAUCCAGUGCACUCCCUAGCUACUCCAGGCAUCUACGUUUGCAUUAAAUGUAUUUCUCUGAGCAACAUGAUUGUGUUGCUUUUUGUUACUUAAGCCAUUUUGUAAUGUCUUUACAUUUAAUGCUAGAAUGCAAACUAUUCAUGUUUAUUGAUUUAAUUAAUAAAUUUUAUUCGACUUCUGAUA